AUGUCGACCACUGGCUAUCCCCACAUCGCAAUCAUCGGCUGCGGUGCCUCUGGGAUCACUGCAGCGCUCCACGUGAGAGAGCAACUUGGCCUCAAUAGCUUUACUAUCUUUGAGCGAAACGGAGGUCCAGGAGGUGUUUGGCUUGAAAACACCUAUCCCGGCGCGGCUUGUGACGUGCCUUCCCAAUAUUACUCCAGCGCAAGCACUCUCAAUCCAAGCUGGUCCAGUCACUACUCCGGUCGGAGCGAGAUCCAGGCAUACUGGGCGAAGCUUCACUCGGAGCAAGGUCUCGACAAGCAUACACGUUAUCACCUCGAGUGCAAGCGUGCCAUCUGGAGCGACAGGGCAAACCAAUGGACUCUGACGUUCUGCAAUGGUCUCAACGAUGAAAGUAUAGAUGUCGUUGCAGACAUCAUCAUUGCUGGCAUCGGUGGCUUUUCCAUUCCGAAUAUGCAGACCGACUCCCUUCCAGGAAUUGACACCUUCCGAGGACCCGUCUUCCACACCUCCAGAUGGAAUCACUCCAUUGAUCUUAGGGGCAAACGUGUGGGAGUAAUCGGCAAUGGAUGCUCAGCUGCUCAGCUCGUCCCUGCGCUUUCGGCCGAUCCGUCCACCGAAGUCAUAAAUUUCGUCAGGACGCCGCAAUGGUAUCUGCGCAGACACAAUGAACCCUUCUCGGCCUGGAUAAAGUGGGUCUACCGCAAUGUACCACUUGCGAAUCGUCUCGCGCGCUGGAUCCUGCUUCUAGUUAUCGAUAUGACCUCGCCAAUGUUCCAUCGUAACGGCACUAAGCUGCGGACAAAGACGGAGAAAAAUUCAGCGGCAUACAUAAGGCAAACAGCCCCAGAAAAAUACAUGGACUUUCUCAUCCCAAAGUUCUCGCUCGGCGCCAAGCGCAUGAUCUAUGAUCCUGGUUACUUGGAGUCCCUCCAUCGUCCCAAUGUCCAGCUCGUAUACAACAAUGGAAUCACUCAAGUCACAGAGUACGGUGUGAUUCUCAAGAACGGCGAGACGCGCAAGCUCGAUGUGAUUGUUCUAGCCACCGGCUUCGACACUGUCACUUUCCUUACUUCCAUGGUUAUUAGGGGCCGUAAUGGCGCCGACCUCAAGGAAGUUUGGGACAAGAAGGGCGGUGCCGAGGCCUACUAUUGCUCUCUUGUCCCCCAAUUCCCGAACUUGUACAUGCUUGGCGGUCCGAACAGUGCCAGUGGAUUCCAAUCUCACAAAUUCACUUCCGUAAUAAGCGUCAUUUUCAUGGUGGAGUGCCAAGUGCGUUUCGUCUGCAAAGUGAUCCAGCACAUGCUGCAAGUCAAGGCGUCCUACGUUGAACCCACACCUCAGGCCGACGCGCGAUUCAACUCCUGGGUGCAGAAAGAACUCCAGGAUACAGUCUACGGCAUGGAUAAGGUUCAAUCCUGGUACAAGACCGCGAGUGGAAAGAUCCACACUGUGUGGCCCAAAUCUGGUCUCGCCUUUUACUGGAUGAUGAUGUUCCCCAAGUGGGAUGAGAUGGAGUUUGUGGGUGGACGCAGGCCCGAUGCUACGACGAGCUUUGUGCUCGCUUGGACGGCACUUAUUGCCGCGGUUUUUGGGGUCUGUACGCAAUACUCUCUAUCCCAUUAUAUUAAGAAUAACUCUACGUCUACUCCCACAACGUUGGGUAUCUUUGAGCAGCGCUUUAGGGCUGUCUGUGGAAUGGAGAAGGAAGAGGGGUGA
Molecule: messenger RNA, 1716 nt
Organism: Dacryopinax primogenitus
Lineage: Eukaryota; Fungi; Basidiomycota; Dacrymycetes; Dacrymycetales; Dacrymycetaceae
Product: FAD/NADP-binding domain-containing protein
Exons: 7
Coding region: 1-1716 (571 amino acids)
Molecular function (GO): N,N-dimethylaniline monooxygenase activity; flavin adenine dinucleotide binding; NADP binding
Source: RefSeq, a predicted model, not a curated record